UCAUUCAUAUACAGCCUUGGUUAUGUGACAUUGUGAUGAGCAGUAUGUUCAAUAUUAUUAGGAAAAGAAAAAUUAAAAAUGUUUUCUUCUGAUGUUGUGGCAUUCGAAGCACAAAGUGCACCACUAUGGGAAAAUGUAAACAAGGGAGAUGAAGAAUUUCAAUCAAGAAAACGGGAAUCUGUUAAUCAGAAACAAUCACAGAAGAGAAGAAAUGGUUCUCCAUCUCACUAUAUGCAAUGGGACACCAAAAGACCGAAGAUUAUGUUGCAGUUCACCGAAUGUAAAUUGUGUGAACUCAAGUUUAAAUCAGAAUUGGAACUAGAAGAACAUUUAUUUUCGAUUCUCCAUCAUAGAGCUUUGAAUACAGAGAAGGGAGAGUGCAAGCAUGAAUGUAAUCUGUGUGGAGUCACUUGCAAAAAUCUUACUGAUUAUGUCGCUCAUCUGACUAGUGAUUCUCAUAAAGAAAAAACAAAUGAAAGAAAAGACGCAAUCGAUAGUGGACAUUAUUCACAUCCGAAGAAUAAUUUGCGAAAAUAUACCUCAACGUUCAUGUGUUUACCUAGGAAAGCGAAACAAAUGCAAUUAUCAGAAGAAAUGAAGAAAAAUCCAAAACCAACAGUAUCUCCAAGAGAUCCCAGACCUCAGUUCAAGAAUUAUGAAAGAGAAGAAUUUCAUUUUAAUCAAAGACCAAAUAACGAGCAUCACAAUUUCGGGAGAGAUCAGAGGCCCAGGCCCCCAUAUCAUUGGCAAGACAAUGAUUAUCGCUACGGGCGCCAAUACCAUCCUAACAAUUUCCCACAGUGGCAUUCCAUGGGUCGUUAUGGGGGGUGUGACCGUCGACCUUACCCCAAUGUUCCGGAUUAUGAUCAUCGUAAUUACGACGAUUCAAAUCCUUACAAUCAUGGAUGGAUAGAUAGAUUACCAAGGAACAUGAAUUCAUGGCAAAGACAAGAAUUUGAUAAAAAUACGAGAAAUAUUCAACGGCUGAAUAAAAGUAUCGAGUCUCUUCCUAAGAGCAGUGCACAUUACAGGAGUCCGAGAAAUAACAACGAUCAUCAUUCACCAUCAUUAACGAGUGAUCAAGCGAGAACAAAACAACUGGUCGCUCGGGCUCAUCAAGUCAUUCAAAAUGGAAAAUCUUCGUCACAACCGGCACCGAAAAAAUUAAAUAUUUCAUCUUCAAACAAGAAGCAAUCAGAAAAACAACAAAAUAAAACGCAAACCAACAAUCAAACUUUAAACAGGAGUAAUUCUUCUACAAGUUCAUGCAAAAGUAAAACCUCUUCAACCUCAACUGAAAAGAAAAAUAAAGUGAAGAAAAUGAAACGAGUUGGGAGUCUCGAUCCGGAUUUAUCGAAAGUGAACGAUAAAAAAUUGUCUGUAAAUUUACAAAAACUUAAAAAAUGGCAAUGUCGAAAACGAGCUGUUUCUCUUGAUAAAAUUGUCAAUUCUGAAAUGAUCAAUAAAUUCCGAGACCAAAUUGAUACGCAAGCUUUAAACGUUGGAAAAAAUGGAAUUAAAACAAACGAAAAGGCAAAUAAUGAAAAAGGAUCAAAAAAUAACAUUGUUUCUAAAAACGACAGCUCAAAUAAGAAUGACAAAAAUGUAACGAAUCAACCUGGAACCUCGGAGAAUAUCCGAGCUGAAUUUAGGAAAAUUCUUGAUGAAAUUGAUCAGCCAGUUGCUUCAGCAUCGGAAAUUAUACAGAAUGCUGAAAAAUUGGACAAUGGAAAUAGGAAAGUUGAUGAUUGCUAUUACUUUUCAGACACACCAACACCCUCAAGCAUCGAUCUUCCCGAGCUACAAACUACUCAAAAUGACACUCUCUAUUCGAGUGUAUAUACCCAAGGUACCGAGAGAUUUACUCCAGAUACCACUCAAUAUACCUCACUACCUGAACCUAAAGAUAAUUCUGAUCUAAACUUUGUAAGAGUGAGUGCAGAUUUGACAUCAGAAAAGUCCUCAAAUCUGACACCAAAUUCUGACACUCCUGUACGGGAUGUCAUUCAAGUUGCAAGUGAUGUUGAUACUCCUAACACAAAGAAUAGGAUCCAUCCCCAGCCGAAUAUUAAUAAAGCUAGGAGCAGAUUAUGUUCAAAACAGAAAGAAAGUCCCGAUAUUCCGCCUGAAGGACGACAAGCAAAAUUAAAAAAACUUUUACAAAAGUAUGAUCGAACGAAAAAGAAUUCGCCAGACGUUGGCAACAGUGCUGGGAAAAAGAUUGCUGGUCCCAGGUUUGGUAUCAAUUUACAUUUGCGAAGCGAAAGCACAGAAAAUUCAGAGAUGGAAUCCAUAGCAAAGGCAAUAGAAUUGGUGGAAUUAUUUCCAGAGAAACGAACUCGAUCUCUAUCAGAAAACGACAGCACAUUAUCAUUUGCAACUGCUGGCACAAAUUCCGCAACUAAUAUUAUUUCUGACAAAAAUGUCCAGAGACAAAAUUUAACACCUAAUGGAAAAAGUUCUCAAACCAUACAACAACAACAACAACAGCCUAAUAAUGCUUCAAUUUGCCAAACUGGUGCUUCAACUUCAGUAUUUCCUGAUCCAAUGUCACAGUCUUUCAAUUCGAAACUUUUAUCAAUGUCAGAGCGGGAAGAGACAUUACAUGCUUCUGUCAGAUCACUUGCGGUACAAGAGGCAAAUGUACAGUCAGAAAUUGAAAGAAAAGUAGAGGCCUUGAGGCUUUUUUAUGCUGAAGUCGAGAAGCUCAAGGAACGCAAAAUGUGCAUUGAUGCUUUGAAACGGAAGAACGAACAAGAGUUAGAAUCGUUAAGGCAAGAAAGACUUAUGUUAUUAAGAGGCACUGUGAAUGGUAAUGCUUCCCAAGAAAAUUCUACAACUGAAGGUUCCAUAUUUCAAGAAGUUAUUCCCAAUUGUCGACGAUCUUCGUUCAAUGGGUCGAGUUUUACCCACAGUACCCCGAUCCCUGACAUGCAAAACUCUUCUGCUGAAAUUUCAUCAUUUGCCACAAAUGUGAAUUCUGGACAUGUGAAUAAUGCAACUGCACAAUUGAUCUCUGGUAGAGCCGCGUUUCAACCACCAGAUUCUGGUCCGUUUUUACCAAUACAUCAGGAUCAAAUUCGACCAACAAUCACAUCACCUCCUAAACACACCGCUUUUGAUAUAAGAAAUGUUAAAAGCGAGCCAACACAAAAAGAUUUACCAUUCGUUCAAGUGCCCUUCCCGAGAUCAAAAGGUCAAGGAAAUGAACAAGGAAAUGAACACACAGAAAUAAAUAUAAAGCAAGAAACAGAUAAUCAACAAUCAUCGAAUAGUUUCAAUCAAUCUAAAAGUUUAUCGUUAGAGUCCUCGUUGCGCUGCGAUGGUAAUCGAGAGCUCUCACGAGAAGCAGACUCUACUCAAUUUUACUCCAUUUGUAAUGAUACACUCAACAAUACGACUCUCUCUGCUACGAGCGCAGAAGUUGAUAGAAUUUUGUCGAAAUAUACGAGACAAAAAACUGAUUCUAACAGUUCUGACCAAAAUUUAAAUUCUCCACAAAAACAAAAUUCACGAAUGAAGAAUAAGAGGAAAAAAUUACAACCGAGAAUUGGUAUGCGACGAAGUCCGCGUAAUUUAUCAAAAUCUUCUCCACAACAACAGACUUCAUCUAAUGAAAUGAAUGGAAAUGAACAACCACAAAAAAUUUCUGAAGAUAUUAUCACGAUUACGAAUGAUGUUAUUCCCAAAACAAUGAAGGCUCAUAAUUUACCAUUGGUUGGAAUGCAUCUUGUAGAUGAAGGCUUAGUUACCUGUUCAUUAGAUGAAACAGUGACUUUGCAUCGUACUGGAGGAAGAAAAAUUUCUGAAAAACUUGGUGCUACUCCUACAGCCAUGACAGCCAAUUCAGAUGAUAGAAGCGUUGUAAUUUUUGUCGCUACUCAAAAAAUGAUUUCUACAAAGAAUAAUAAUGAUGAUUCCCAAGUUAUAAACAAAAUGGAACAUCAUCUCAGUAUUUAUACAACAACUGUCCCUCAGAAACAUUCCUUCAACAAGGAAUCAUUGUACAUUUUAAUGCAUCGAAUACCAAUCAAGACAAGAGUUUUAUGUUUGCAUUAUGAUAAAAAUUAUUUAUUUUGUGGAAUGAGAGAUGGAAUGACAGCAAUUGUGUCAUUAAAUAUGAAUUAUAAGCCAGAUGACGAUGUCAAUGUGCUUGAGUGUCACUCAUGUAGUGCUAUUACUUGUCUAACAACUGGUAGAGAAGGUCCUCGUCGUAUUUUAUGUUCUGGAUCAACGGACUGCACUGUGUCUGUUCGUGAUGCAACUGACGGACUCUUACUCCGAACUAUCCAAGGACAUAUGAAAACUGUGACUUGUUUACAGUUGGUCCACAAUGAGUUAUUCAGUGCAAGUGUCGACAGGAAGGUUCUCGGCCACGAUUUGAUAACUGGAAAUUUGCUUCAUAGGUUCUCAGGACAUGUUGGUGUUGUACGUUCACUGUCAGUAUUUUCUGGAAAAUUAGUGACACUGUGUUCGGAUCGGAAUAUAAGAUUUUUUGAUAUUAAGACCAGUCGCUUGCUACAGACACCAACAAGUAUUCCUUCACUCCCACUUUUUUCAUGUCUACAAAUCAAUAAAGAUUUGACAUCUUCUGAUAAAUGCUCAGUUAUUAUCGGUUGUGAGGAUAGUACAGUGAUCCGCCUACCUUUUCCGACCAAUGGGAUGCCUUCAAUAGAUCUUUCUGCCGAAAGUCCUAUCAGGAAAUCUCCUGUUAAAAAUACAGUUAAUUUAACUGGUGAUUAUGACUGUCGGUGGGCUGGGUGCGUAGGUGCUGGUACAUUUUCAGACAUUGGUUCUCUUCAGAAGCAUGUGUUCAGCGUACAUGUCAAUCCACACGAUCUAACAGAAUAUGCAUUAGAUAGAUCAACAGCUACUCUAUCAUUUGGAACAUGUUGUCAAUGGGAGAGUUGUACUCAUUAUUUUGCUCCAGAACUGGAUACUAUGACUGAUGUCCACUCACAUGUACAACGGCAUUUUAACAAGAAAGGUAACCGGACUACCACAGAUAAAUCCAGCAAAAUGGUUUUAUCUGAUCUUGAAGCAGGUGAAUCGGUCUUGUGAUUGUCAACAAGGUCUGGAAGCUUGCAUUAUGGAACAGGGUUUUAAUAUUCAUCCCGGAGGAGAUAAAAACUGAUGUUUGAUUCGGAUACAUUGACUUGGUGGAAAAAGCUGUUAUCGACCACCUCGCGUCAGUGGCGAGUCUAGCAAUUCUCUCACACUUUAUUAUACCUGCACCGGGUUUGAACAUGCGCAUAUGAGCAGUUGCGAUUUCAUUCAAGAUCGUCCUGGUAAUUUUGAAAAUAUUAAAAAGAAUUUCUUCAAUUAUGCAAGAUCCCACUGUCUUAUACACAUUCAAGCUGUAGUAGUCAUAAAGUAAUACCCGUGAAAAUAUGUUUUCGAGGAUGAUAUAAAAAUUUAAAUAUUAAGAUUGCUUUGCAUUUUUUUUUUAAAUUGCUGCUGUCCUUUAACUAUUUUCACAAACAUCUAACAAAGUAUGUGUAUUCCCGUUAAUCUUGAGUCAUUACACAUGAAUUGGUGUGCCAUAUUUCUAAUUCUUUUUUUUUUACUCUUAUUCAUUUGAUUUGUUACUGCUUAGCAGAGCUGGGAAGGCUUGAAUAAACGACUUAACACAGGUCAUCUAAAUGGAAUUACUUAGACAUGUUAUCUCCUAACCGCCAGUUAGACUUGACUCAACUCGAGACUUGUAUAACUUUUGACUAGGUGUUUAGGACUGACAAGGGCAAACUACAGCCCACAGGCCAAAUACAUCCCGUUGGAUAUUUCAAUCUGGCUCGCCUGAUGCUGCCACAACCAAAUUUUGAUGUUUUAGCUAGAAAAUAGCUCAAGGAAUUUGUUAAAAUUGCGAUUAAAUUUAGUUUUGGCACGAGGCCUAUUGUUUUCCCUUUUUGCUUUUAUAACACUGUAAAUUUUGUUCAUAACAUAUAACACUUUACGUCACAUUUGAUUGGCCCGGCAGUCUAGUUGAGCAAAGUUUUUGGCCCCCAGUCUGAACACCUUGCCUACCUCAGGUUUAGGUACUUCUACCCAACACUCUUGCUUACAAUGGAGAUUUUGUUGAGAAAGAUAGGACUGAAAGUCUGAAACUGUACAUUUUUGUCGAAUAAAUUAUUAAAUUCUCUUCUUUUACACCUAUUAUGAAAGAAUAUUCACGACCUUUUGUUUGAAAUGAAAUUUUAAUUGAAACGAUUUGAAAAACCAAAUUCAGAUAAUCAAAUUUCUAUUGUUGAAUUUUCAUGUGCAAUUACAAACUUGGCUAAAUUUAGGAUUUUAAUGCGAAAUAUUUAAAAAUGAAAUUAAGAACGAGAAAUUCACACUUGCCACAGUCACACUCUUACAGCUACCAAUUUCCUUUUAGUGGUACUAACGGCGUCUGUUGAUUUCUACAUUCCAGGGUUUGCAAUGUUUUCUGUUGCGCGAUAGCUAUCAUAUGAUCACGACAGCAAGACUGUCUGUUUGUUCUUUAUACUGAGAAAAAUAUUAGCAAUUUCUCGUGCUUCAAUUGUAUUUUUUCGAACUCCACACUUGAGGGGUUAAUUUUGCUUUUAUGAGUGGGUAAACGGUAGAAAAAAAUAGAUUACCCCAGCACCACAUAUAAUAUUCGUUACAAUAUCUUAUAAAUAUUUUUUACUGUUUUGCUGCUUGUAUUCUUUUCUUCGACCUGUACACUUUUUUAAGUUCAAAUGGUGGUAUUUCAUUAUGUGCAAAGUACUUUC
Styela clava is the source of this 6734-nucleotide messenger RNA. RefSeq lists its product as uncharacterized. Gene Ontology annotation, molecular function: RNA binding; SH3 domain binding. Gene Ontology annotation, cellular component: cytosol; membrane. The record is from RefSeq and is a predicted model, not a curated record. NCBI's taxonomy places the organism in Eukaryota, Metazoa, Chordata, Ascidiacea, Stolidobranchia, Styelidae.